UCUCAAGCAGCCGUCUCAUCCAGAACAGGUUUAACUACAACUGCCUUCACUUCCUUAUUUAUGCCCUUAUUUUCGCGCUGAUAAUCUGCGAGCUCUGAGAAAGAUUCAACCUCGUCGUCAGAGCGCAGAUGAGAAGUUCACAAAACCAUCAGAGCUGAUUAUGGGGACUUCUCAGAGCAAGGAUAAGAUGCAGUGCAACAGGUACCUGAAUGGAAAAGGUCCUCCGCCGCUGACUGAGUCAGUUGUUCACGCAGGUGGUCAAGGACCAAACAAGAGCAAAAAGAAUAGCGUGAUAAAACAAGGAAACCAGCCAGACGGAGGGGAGAUGAAUUGGAACAUCGAGAGACGGAGUUUGCCGGGACAUGCUGACUGCGACACCAUUGAAAUCGUCUUUCGUUUUGAUGAUGGAAUCCAGUCGGACAAGCAUCCUCAUCCAGGACACAGAUACAAAGGCACUGCAUUUCUGGCCUUCCUGCCUCAAAACACCACAGGGACCAAGAUCCUCCGGCUACUGCAGCAGGCCUUCGACCACAAACUGCUGUUCACUGUCGCAGCCAAUAGCAGCGGUGAAUACUGCGUGAUGCCCGCAGACAUACCACUGAAGACUCUGGACAGCGGGGGACCUGGAAGCUUGGGCUAUCCAGAUCCAACGUACCUAAAAACAGUGAGGAAAAGUCUCAAGGUAAAGGGGAUCAAAUGAGAGAAAAUGGACCGCUACAGCUGUUGAUUCCUAACCUCAACAUGACCCUGCGCGAUCAAGAUAUAGAUAUAUAUGUGGCAUGAUUGCGUGGAGUUUCUACAGAUGGUAUGCAUGGUCAAGGCUGAUCAGUUUGAGAAUGAGGACCUUUAUAUGCCGAGACCAAGUUGCAAAGAUGCACGUGGUGACUUGUGAGAUGCGAUAUAUUUUCUAUAAAAAAAUGAAGAAUGAAGUAAGACAGUAUUGUAUACAUUGCAAGCCAUUGUAUAGUAUGUUUGUUUAAACUGUUUCAAAUAAUUUAAAAUAAAGAAAUUGUAAUAUA
Puntigrus tetrazona (Sumatra barb) is the source of this 1019-nucleotide messenger RNA. It is a transcript of the gene dtx3la, whose product is annotated as deltex E3 ubiquitin ligase 3L1. The record is from RefSeq and is a predicted model, not a curated record. The transcript has 5 exons. Gene Ontology annotation, biological process: protein ubiquitination; Notch signaling pathway. NCBI's taxonomy places the organism in Eukaryota, Metazoa, Chordata, Actinopteri, Cypriniformes, Cyprinidae. Bases 161 to 700 code for a protein of 179 amino acids.